Messenger RNA from Pneumocystis murina B123, 2421 nucleotides. RefSeq lists its product as hypothetical. Bases 18 to 2381 code for a protein of 787 amino acids. The transcript is spliced from 14 exons. Gene Ontology annotation, molecular function: Glc3Man9GlcNAc2 oligosaccharide glucosidase activity. Gene Ontology annotation, biological process: protein N-linked glycosylation; oligosaccharide metabolic process. The record is from RefSeq and is a predicted model, not a curated record. Gene Ontology annotation, cellular component: endoplasmic reticulum membrane. NCBI's taxonomy places the organism in Eukaryota, Fungi, Ascomycota, Pneumocystomycetes, Pneumocystales, Pneumocystaceae.
UUUUUUAAAAGAGAAUAAUGAUUUUUUAUGGAAAACUUGUUUUUAUAAUAUUAUUGAUUAAAGAAUGGAUAUUAAUUUAUACAAAAGCAAAUGUAUCAGAAUGGCUAGCUAAAGAGGUAGAAAUAGCAGAGAAUGCUUCUCUUUUUUGGGGACCAUAUCGUCCAAAUCUUUAUAUGGGGAUUCGAAGUCGAGAUCCAGAAGGAAUGUUAAUGGGAAUAAUGUGGAUGGCAGUAGAUAAUUAUACACAAAUCAGAGAAAUAAGACAUACAUGUGAACAAAAUCAUAAUAUAAAGAUGUAUGGAUGGGAAGAAUUUGAUGUAAGAAAAGGUGGACGUCAAAUUAUAAAAGACGAUGAAAUGAAUGUAGAAAUUGAAAUAGGAUUCGCUAAAAUAUAUACAGAAAAACAUAAUGGAAAUUGGGGUUUACGUAUUAAAGGAAAGCCGAAAAAUGUUUACAACAAAAUAUCUAUAUUUUUUUAUAUAGCAUCUAGUAAUGAUGAAAUAAAACUAAUCUCUGAACUUGGAAAAGAAGGAGUUAAAGGAAAUGUUGUUUUUAUGAAUAAAAUAUCAAAAAAAAAAAAUAUUGAAAUUACACAAGGCCCUAGCACGAAUACAUACCCAUUGUUUACCCAUACAGCAGAAAAUGAAAAACAUCUUGACAGAUUUAUGUAUCAUAGUAUGAAGGUUCCAAAAAAAGAGAUGUGGAUGGCAAAAGAUUUAUUAUAUUCAGUUUUAAUUCUAACUACAAGAGACUAUUAUAAAAAAUAUAAUGAAGAUAUUCCUCCAGCUGCUCUUUAUUAUACGUUGCCUAACAUAGAUGAGGAGGGAAAUUUUCAUUUUGUUCAAAGAGUAUUUCAAGGACCUUUUGAAUUUGAUAUAUUAUAUUCCUCAACAGAUGAUCCAAUGACCAGUCAUCAACUUGAAAAUGAAAUUAUUUCUAAUUCAAAACUAUUUAAGGAAAGAUUCAUGAAAAUAUUUUCUUUUAAAGAUCCAUUUAAUUCAGAUAAAUACAUAGAAUUCGCACAAAAUCUUCUCUCAAAUCUCUUAGGAAAUAUUGGAUAUUUUUAUGGUGAUUCUAUUGUGGAUAGAACAUAUAGUUAUGAAUAUCAAGAAGUUUUUGAAGAAUAUGAUUCAUAUGUUUCUCCACAAAUACAAGGGCCAUUUUCAUUGUUUACAACUACUCCUAAUAGAUCUUUCUUUCCAAGAGGUUUUUAUUGGGAUGAAGGAUUUCAUCUUUUACUGAUUGGACAUUGGGAUAAUGAUUUAAGUCUUGAAAUAAUAAAGAGUUGGUUCUCUUUAAUAGAUGAUGAUGGAUGGAUUGCAAGAGAACAAAUACUUGGAGACGAAUCUAGAAGCAAGGUUCCCAAAGAAUUCAUAAUUCAAUAUUCCUAUUGUGCUAAUCCACCAACACUUAUUUUACCUAUUAUUUCUUUUCUUGAAAAACUUGAACAGAAUAACAGAAAUGAAACUGAUCAAGACAACAAAAAAGAAAAUAUCUAUUCUAAAUAUAUAAAAUAUCCAGAAUUGGCUAUUGAUUAUUUAAAAAAAAUUUAUCCACUCAUUUGUCGUCAAUAUAAUUGGUAUAGAAGAACCCAACAAGGAGAAAUAGAGGAAUGGAACAGAAAUGCAUCUUCCCCUAAUGAAGGAUAUCGAUGGCGAGGAUGUACUCCUCAACAUUGUUUUGCUAGUGGAUUAGACGAUUAUCCAAGAGCAUACCCACAUAAUGGAGAAUUGCAUUUAGAUUUAUUAUCAUGGAUGGGGCUUUUUACUAAAGGACUUAAAAUAAUUGCUGAAAAAAUUGGCUAUCAAGAAGAUGUUGAAAAAUAUAAAUCUAUUGAAAACGCGAUUAUUAAAAAUAUUGAUGAUUUACACUGGAGUGACGAACACAAUGCAUAUUGUGAUUGUACAAUAGAUAAAAAAUAUUUAAGCAUUCAUGAGUGUCAUAUAGGUUAUGUUACUAUUUUUCCUCUUUUAACGGGUCUUUUAUCAGCAUCAUCACCGCGUUUUGAUAAAUUAUUAGAUAUAAUGUAUUCAUCCGAUCAUCUAUGGUCUUCCUAUGGACUUAGAAGUCUUUCAACUAAAAAUCCAUACUUUGAAAAAGACGAAAAUUAUUGGAGAGGUCCAAUUUGGAUAAAUAUCAAUUAUAUGGCUCUUCAAAGUUUGUAUAAAAAUUAUAUUAAUACGCCUGGACCAUAUCAAGAAAAAGCAAAAAAAAUAUAUCAUGAACUAAGAAUAAACAUAGUUAAUACGGUUUUUAAUGAAUGGAAACGUACCAAUUUUGCAUGGGAGCAAUAUAAUCAAGCAUCAGGAGCCGGUCAACGAACAAAAGGAUUUACAGGAUGGACUAGCUUGAUUGUUAACAUUUUGUCUGAAAAAUAUUAAGACCUUAUACUACAUAUAAAAAAGUAUAUUUCUUUGGAGA